Molecule: messenger RNA, 1241 nt
Organism: Hippopotamus amphibius kiboko
Lineage: Eukaryota; Metazoa; Chordata; Mammalia; Artiodactyla; Hippopotamidae
Gene: OXLD1
Product: oxidoreductase like domain containing 1
Exons: 2
Coding region: 671-1081 (136 amino acids)
Cellular component (GO): mitochondrion
Source: RefSeq, a predicted model, not a curated record
GGGGACGGGGAAGGGGACGGGAUGCGUUCGGGAAGCCGGGCCCCGCAGCGCUGGGGCCGAGAAGCCCCGCUUUCCCGGCCGCUGGGCAGAGCCUGGGGUCGUUCCAUCGUACAGUAGCUGUUGAACACCUGCUGAGUGUGAGGUCUUUGGGGAGACCUCAGUGAACCAGGAGCUGAUGCUCCUCGGAGGAGGAGUUAGAGAAAUAAAUAAAAUUUGGGCCCGUGUUCAGUUCCCUGGAGACAGAGCAGGGAAGGGAACCCCGGGGCCAGAGUGGGGGCUGGAGGUGGGAAGAGGGCUACCCAUUGGCCUUUGGGAAUGACUUGGGCUUAUGUGACAGAGGGAAACAGGGAUGGAGGGGUGAUACGAUUAAUGAGGAUGGUCACAGGGGCGGGAUAUGGCAGUACUGGUUGGAGAGGAAGAGGUGGGCUGGAGCUCACAGGCUUCCACCCCCACCACAGUCCUGUCCACCAGCAGAGCCAUCUUAGCUGGAGGUGCAGUCUCACCCCUCCACCAUCUGCUGGAGUGCACACCUAGUGCAAGGCCUUGAACCCAGCAUCUCUUACGAACCUACAGAUCGUCCUCGUACCAAGCGUUUUGUCGGUAAACUGAGUCUAGAGGUGAAGUACCUUGUCUGAGGUCAUGCAGGAGGUGAAGUAACUUGUCUGAGGUCAUGCAGGAGGGGCCACUCUCCAGCUGGGACCGGUGCCAAAGGCUUCCUGGAGGUGGCAGCAUUCUUCACAGGAUCCGAGUCCACGAAGGCUUCAGAGAGUUUCAGAAGGACCAUGUGGAGGUGGGCUCCCAAGCAAGUGCAGCAGGCACCAGGCAGCCCCCAUCCCCCCUGCCUGGUGGGGGCCCCUCAGAAUCCCUGUACCCGCUGCCGCCUGAGCUCCAGCCCCCCACCAACUGCUGCAUGAGCGGCUGCCCCAACUGCGUGUGGGUGGAAUACGCAGACGCACUGCUGCGGCACUACCAGGACGGCGGGGAGCGGGCCCUGGCCGCUCUAGAGGAGCACGUGGCUGACGAGAACCUCAAGGCCUUCCUCCGAAUGGAGAUCCAGCUCCGUGUGAGGAGUGGAGGCUGAGCCACCUAGCCAGACACUCUCAUCCCGACAGACUCCUCCUUGGGAGGCAGCACAGCCUCCUUUAUCCGAGGCCCCUUUGUGCUGCGGGUGUCGCCGGGAAUAGGAAGAACUGUUUAUUGACUUUGCCUGAGAAUAAACAAGUUCUCAGUGGUUGUUAGAC